Elaeis guineensis (African oil palm) is the source of this 959-nucleotide messenger RNA. The record is from RefSeq and is a predicted model, not a curated record. NCBI's taxonomy places the organism in Eukaryota, Viridiplantae, Streptophyta, Magnoliopsida, Arecales, Arecaceae.
AUAAUAAAGUCAGAAUAAAGGUGGAAUAGAGUAGCUUAUACUUAUCCCUCCUUGCCUUGGCUUUUGGGAAGGAAGGAGGGCGGCGAGGAGUAGCGCGAGGAUAGGAGGACGAGCAGGAGAAUAGGAUGCAUCGGGACGUGUCGCUGUGCAACACGUACAACUAUGGGGACGCGCUGUACUGGGACGCGCGCUACGUGGAAGAAGGGGGCGCUUCCUUCGAUUGGUACCAGCGCUACUCCGCCCUCCGCCCCUUCGUCCGCAAAUUCGUCCCCACCUCGUCCCGCGUCCUCAUGGUCGGCUGCGGCAAUGCCGUUAUGUCAGAGGACAUGGUGAAGGAUGGAUAUGUAGACAUAAUGAACAUCGACAUUUCUUCUGUUGUAAUAGAGAUGAUGAGAAAAAAAUAUGCACAUGUUCCACAGCUGACGUACAUGCAAAUGGAUGUAAGGGAUAUGAGCUUCUUUCAGGAUGAAUCAUUUGACUGUGUCAUUGAUAAAGGAACUCUGGAUUCUCUGAUGUGUGGCACCAAUGCUCCACUCAGUGCCUCUCAAAUGCUGGAAGAAGUGAACAGGCUUCUUAGACCUGGAGGGGUCUAUAUGUUGAUAACAUAUGGUGAUCCAUCAGUACGUAUUCCCCAUUUGAACCAAGCAGGAUGCAAUUGGAAAAUUAUACUAUACAUCAUAAGUGAGUAUAGAAAUCUUCUCUCACCCUCCCUGAUUCUGAUUUGUGUUUAUGAUUUAAUGGCAAAGAUGUGGUGCCUUGACUUAUGUCUCAUUUUAGUAUUAUCUUUUGUUUUCUCCCUUUAUGAAUUGUUCUUAAGAAAACCAUUGUAUGAAGAAUGUUGUCAAAGUAUUGUACUGAUUUCCUUGCUUUUUCCUAAACCUUUUCUUGACAUUCAGAUCAGGAUCACUCCUUUCAUUAAACAUAUAGUGAUGUCCCAUUUUUAAAACCGUAAUCCUUAA